Molecule: messenger RNA, 159 nt
Organism: Guillardia theta CCMP2712
Lineage: Eukaryota; Cryptophyceae; Pyrenomonadales; Geminigeraceae
Exons: 1
Source: RefSeq, a predicted model, not a curated record
UUGCAAGAGAGCGAGGAAGGUCACUGCCCCGUCUGUCAGGAGGAGUGGAAAGUAGGAGACACCCAGCGCGUACUUCCUUGCAAUCAUCGCUUUCACAACAUGUGUAUAGACCGCUGGCUGAAAGGGCACAAAGCCAUGUGCCCUCUCUGCAAGAAAGAU